Messenger RNA from Lolium rigidum, 743 nucleotides. RefSeq lists its product as uncharacterized. NCBI's taxonomy places the organism in Eukaryota, Viridiplantae, Streptophyta, Magnoliopsida, Poales, Poaceae. The transcript is spliced from 5 exons. The coding region runs from base 44 to 619 and encodes 191 amino acids. The record is from RefSeq and is a predicted model, not a curated record.
GCAUGGGGAGGAUUCUGACCCACUUUCAGAGCCAUUCGACGAGAUGGCGGUGAUGAUCUCAGGUCACGGCAAGCCACAUGGCCGGACCAGCAUUCUUAAUGAGGUGCACAAGCCUACCAUCACUCUUCCACGAAUCCGGAACAUGACCUCGAGCUCCGGUGUGUGUAUGCCACCUCGUCCACGGCGUUCGACCCAGACUUCCGACGAUGCCCGCAUGAUGGAAGCCUAUGAGCAGCUUCAGGAAGAGUUUCAACAUAAGAUGCAUGAAUACGAAGUGGCGAAUUCUGCCUCAAGAGAACACAUGCAAGAACAAACCAAGGCGCUUUUCGCGGCUCUGGCAGCUGGUGGUCCGCCGCCACAGUAUGUGGAACCUCCAGUGAUACCACCGUUGCCAAAGAUGCCCACGAAGGCGGAAUUCCUCGCACAGUUCCACGGCGGGACUCCGGGAUCCUCGACUCACUCGAACAAUCCCUUUGGUCGUGCUGCUGCCUCCUCGCCAUAUGCUUCGCCCGCCGAGAGGACUCCGCUUCACUUUGGUGGUCCGAGUCCUGGUCACUCCGCCGGCGUCUCUCCCCGUCGCGAGAGCCGUGAGUCCCGCCAACACUCGCCGCAGCUGUGAUGAUGCUCUCGAAGGUGAUCCAGGAUGACCUGUUGAUACUAUCUCUUGAUUAUGUAUGGAUGUUGCUUAGUUCAUGGCAUGUUGUCUAUGACCGGUGAUCCAGGAUGUUAGACCUAUGUUACAU